Molecule: messenger RNA, 1626 nt
Organism: Lycium barbarum (goji berry)
Lineage: Eukaryota; Viridiplantae; Streptophyta; Magnoliopsida; Solanales; Solanaceae
Exons: 3
Coding region: 454-927 (157 amino acids)
Source: RefSeq, a predicted model, not a curated record
AAUGUUCACUUUGUUAAUGGUAAAGAGUAAAGCUGGAAAAAAAUCCGUAACUAAUUCUUAAUUUUUCGAAUAUGAUAAUUAUUUUAGGAUAACUGGAUUUGUCAAACAUAACAAGUAAAUGAGAAUAGGUAGAGUAGCUCUUUAACAUUCUGCAUAUCUCUUUCAAUUACAUUCUCUCUAACAUUCUGCAUAUCUCUUUCAAUUACAUUCUCUUCAUUUACCUUCAUGGUAUCAGAGUUAAUUCCGGCAAGAUUCUGACUGGAGAAAUACGAUUUGUGGUAUAUUGAAGUGGAGGUUCAUUUUCUGAUAGUCUGAAGUGAAUCUGUAACUGUUUCUGAUUUGUUAAUCGCUUCCGCAACAAAUUAAAGUCAAGAAUUCUUGAUUGAAGUGUGUUCUUGAAGAUCAAGAUAUCCAAUAAUAUACAAAGUCUAAAUAAAUAAAAUUCUGAGGAAAAUGGAAAACAAUGGUUCCACUGCACUGCCAGCUUCCAACAAUGGUGGAAAUGCUUCUACAAGUGAAGAACUGAAGAAUUUGUGGGAUGAAUAUGAUGCAUCAGUUCUUGCACCUGGCAAGGUGUCAGCUGAGUUCUUGGCUCAUCUCAACAGGCAGAAGUUGUAUCAAUUUUUGAUGGGAUUGAAUGACUCUUAUCAACAAGCAAGAAGUCAAAUCUUGCUGAUGAUUCCUCUUCCAGCUGUUAAUCAAGCUUAUGGUAUGAUAAUUGAAAACGAGGGACAAAAAUCUGGAAGUACUAAUGCUGGAAAUCUUGGAAUGAAACUAUUUCUUCAAAACAGUCUGGAUUCAAUUUCCAUGUAUUCAAAAACUGGUGGUGGUUUUAAUAAUGGAAAUCAAAGGUUCAAUAAGAAUUUCAAUGCUGUCUGUGAGUUCUGUAGGUGCAAAGGACAUAAAAAGAAACUUAUUACAAAUUAGUAGGAUAUCCUCCUAAUUUCAAGUCAAAAAAGAAGGUUAAUGGAACAUAUGGAAAUGAAAAUGGUAUUGUGAAUGCUAGAAAUGGAAAUUCUGCAUAUAAUGUGAUGCAGGAUAAUGGCAAGGGGUCUGUAGACACUCAACAAAACCAAACAUCAUCUCAAGCUAACUUCACAUAAGGGAUGAAUACUAAUGUUGCUAUGCCUAUGGUAUACAAUCAAGGUGCUUCUAUAAGUUCUUGUAACUAUGCUAAGCAACUAAGAAACUGCGCAUUCACCAAAGAGCAGUAUGAUCAAAUUGUUCAGAUGCUAGGAGGUGGUGCCAUAUCAACUGAUGCUGAAACCAUGAAUGCUGCAAACAUAGCAGGAGCUUUACAGUGGCAAGGUGAAGGAUAUUGAUAAAGAAGAGGGAGGAUUGUACAUUCUACUGAAAAAUAUACUACAACAAGAUGUGAAGAGUUCUUCAUUUGCAGUAAAGAAUCCAUCAAGUAGUCAAGUAGUGCAGACGGAUAUAGAGCUGUGGCACAGGAGGCUUGGUCAUGUGCCAUCAAUAGUUUUGAAUUAGAUUUUUAGUUUGAAUAAACAAGAAAUGAGUAGUAAAUUGGACAAAUGUAUAGUAUGUCCUCAUGCUAAGCAAACAAGACUGUCUUUUCCUACAAGCUGUAUCAAAAGUACUAGCAGCUUUGAUUUAAUUCAUAUUGAC